Halichondria panicea is the source of this 1070-nucleotide messenger RNA. RefSeq names its product N-alpha-acetyltransferase 20-like. Lineage: Eukaryota; Metazoa; Porifera; Demospongiae; Suberitida; Halichondriidae. The coding region runs from base 158 to 967 and encodes 269 amino acids. Gene Ontology annotation, cellular component: NatB complex. Gene Ontology annotation, molecular function: protein-N-terminal amino-acid acetyltransferase activity. The record is from RefSeq and is a predicted model, not a curated record. Gene Ontology annotation, biological process: N-terminal peptidyl-methionine acetylation. The transcript has 3 exons.
UAACUUGUGUACAUGUUACAUAAGUUGUACUGCUAAAGAGGGGUGGGGCUGCUUGACCUGCAAAAAAGGGGCUGGAGCUGCUUAAAAUUGCACACAGUUCACUGGAGCUCUGUAAGUUCACUCCCUCCACUGUAUUCUACCAGCCAGCAAGAGAAAGAUGACGACACUGCGGCAGUUCCGAUGUGACGAUUUGUUCAAGUUCAACAAUGUGAACCUUGACCCCUUGACGCACACAUUCGAUCUUGCCUCCUACCUACAUUACAUGUCAAGGUGGCCAGAAUACUUCCAAGUGGCCGAGUCUCCCACUGGCAAGAUAAUGGGCUAUGUUAUGGGCAUAUCAGAAGCCCGAAAUAACAAAUCCUCCGAUUGGCAUUGUCGUGUGUCUGCUAUCUCGGUGAGCGAGGAGUAUCGCCGCCUCGGAGUUGCCGGGAAACUAAUGCAAUUUCUAGAGGAUGUUUCAGAACGUAAAAAGUGCUAUUUUGUCGAUCUGUUUGUCCGAGUUUCAAACGUGGUUGCCGUGGAAAUCUACAAGAAGAUGGGCUAUGUGGUGUAUGGAACAAUGCCAGAUUACUAUUAUACAGAAAAGAGCAACAAGUAUAAGGACUAUACAAAAAAGAGCGACGAGGAUAAGGACUGCUAUACUGAAACUCAGCUGAAACACUGGAUGAGCGUAUGGUUAUCAGAGUGGGAGUCAAAAAACUCACAACAACAGCAGAGCACGAGCUAUUGGAAGUGUUUGCAAGUACGAGAGAUCAAGAGAAUCGAAGAUGGUUGUUAUAUGAGGAGAGCUCUGAGUUGGGACGUCGAUAAGAUAUCGAAAAAGCAACCAACUCAAGAGGAGAUAGCUGAGCUGGAACGUGGUUUUACUAAUGAAUUUAAAAUAAACUUCAAAGAAUGUAUGCCAUCCGAAGAAUUCAUGCAACUGCACUGUUGUAAUGCAUUUAACCAAGAGUUCAUUAGACAUUAGGAUGAAUGAACUAUAACGAACUCUUGAUGUAAUUGGAUUUUUGCUUCACUUGUAUAGUUGCCCUCUCUUUGUAUGACUGUGCUUUGUAUGAAUUGCUUUUUAU